CAACUGAGAGACCAUCGUUGCCAGGACUAACACAGGCCAUCAAGCCUCCUGUCCUUCCCAAACUGAAACUGAAAGCUUGAUGAACGUUGGACACUGACUUUGUUGUGUUGCUCAUAAACUCUGUACACUUACGGAGCGCGGUAUUGUGACUUUGACUUCGCUGGUGCCGGGCUAUAUGUGAUGGCUACGAACGACUCGACCAAGCCAAAAGAUCCUCCUGAGGUUAUAGUAGAUGUUACAAAAAAACGGGAGUUUCUCCGCGGAAGGUUUUUGGGAAAGGGAGGAUUCGCAAAAUGCUAUGAACUUAUUGAUCGAAAAACAGGUGAAAAGUACGCCGGUAAAGUUAUUAACAAGUCAGCCUUGGUCAAAGACUCCCAAAAAGAGAAAAUGCGCCAGGAGAUCAGUAUCCAUCGUUCUCUAAAACAUGAAAAUGUUGUUAGAUUCUAUGGAAACUUCGAGGAUAGUGAAUUCAUAUACAUUUUGCUUGAACUUUGUAACCGCAGAUCGCUUUUAGAACUACACAAGCGUAGGAAGUACGUCACUGAACCAGAGGCCAGGUAUUUUAUGAAACAAAUUGUCCAUGGCUGUCAAUACCUUCAUCAAAAUAAGGUCAUGCAUAGAGAUCUUAAGCUGGCCAACCUUUUCCUCGACGACAACCUGAAAAUCAAAAUAGGGGAUUUCGGGCUUGCCUCGAGAAUCAGUCAUGAGGGUGAGAAGAAAAAAACGUUGUGUGGUACUCCCAACUAUAUUGCUCCCGAAAUUUUAAGUAAAGGCGGACACAGCUUCGAAGUAGACUCAUGGUCUCUUGGUUGUAUACUUUAUACUCUUCUAGUAGGGAGUCCCCCUUUCGAAACUACCAAACUGGAAGAAACGUAUGCACGCAUUAAGCAAAAUGAGUACCGCAUUCCGAUUCGUGUGUCAACGAAUGCCUCAAUGCUCAUCCGCUCACUCUUACAUGCCGAUCCAGAAAGAAGACCAAAUAUGUUCAAUGUACUCGAUCAUGAUUUCUUUAAAGACUUUACACCUAGUGGUCUUCCUGUAAGUUGUCUUUCAACAUGCCCCAGAUUUGAUACUAUGCAUCGACCACAAACCGGACGUCGCCCAUUGUCUGACAUCAAUCCCGUUGAGGAUGUUCCUAUUACCAGUGGUGGUGGUGCCCUUGGUAACGUUGGCGGUGCUGCAGUUGAUAAAGCCGUUCAGCCGGAUGACUGCUGGCUUGGGUUACUUAAGCACAAAUUAGGUCGUGUAUUAGAGGAACCCAAGGAAUUUGACGAUUCAUCACCAAAAGCAAUGGAAGAAAGUGAAGUUCCAGCAGCCUGUCCAAUAUACUGGGUCAGCAAAUGGGUUGAUUAUUCAGAUAAAUAUGGUUUGGGAUAUCAAUUGUGUGAUAACUCAUAUGGUGUCGUAUUCAAUGACGUGACAAGACUCCUUUUAACAACCAAUGAACAGAAUCUUCAGUACAUCGACGAACAUGGGACUGAACGUUUGUUUACUCUGUCAAAGCAUCCGGAAUAUCUGUCAAAAAAAGUGACGCUUCUCACAUGCUUUAAAGCCUAUAUGCACCAGAAUCUUCUUAAGGCUGGUGAGAAUAUUGCGCGACCGGACACUGAUGCCAUGACUCGUCUACCCUUUCUUCGCCGAUGGUUUAGAACACGCUCAGCUAUUGUACUGCAUUUAAGCAAUGGAACGUUGCAAAUAAACUUCUUUGAUGAUCAUGCAAAAAUCAUUCUAUGUCCCUUAAUGCGUGCCGUAACUUAUAUCGAUGCCAACAGGGAGUUCAGAACGUACCGCUUCAAACAUCUACGGGAAUUCGGUUUAAGUAAGGACUUAGCAAACAGAUUGAGAUACGCACAAGAAAUGAUAGAGCGUCUCAUCCCAAAAUGCGGAACAAUCUCCUCCAAUUUAAAUGAUCCCAAUACAAAAAUGACUGUAGAUAAUGGGAAGUCCAACAAACCAGUUUCAGCGGAUGUACAGAAAACAAAUGCGACUGGGACUGGAGCAGCGACUAAGAAAAUAACUCGACCGACUAAUCAAUAGUUUCCGUUUUAUUUUCUGUCCGUUUUUAUUCUUCAGACUGAAUUCACAAUGUCAUUGUCGUUUAUACUUAGCAUUACCUCUUUCAAAGUGAAUCUGAUUUAAUUUAGUCACAUUUUUCUGAUAGAAAUUUUGUACACUUUGAUUGCACUCCUGAUUUCAUCCAUGGUUGUCCACAACACUACGAAAUUGUUAAUUCACACCGAUCCAUCGGAAUUUUAAAAGUAGUAUCAAUAUCUAGAUUUCUUCAUGUCUCUGUAACUUACAUGUUGAUCUGUGAAAUCUAAAUUUAUUGUAAAGCAUUUCCUAGUGAAUGGAUACGCUUAUUCAUCUUUUUCGACUAUGAAAUUUGUCAAAAAUGGUAUAUGCGGGGAAGUUUCACAUUCAUGUCUUCAUUUUGACCUUUCUAACAUUGUUUAAUAAUACCUUUAAUUAGUAUAUGGCGAAUUUUAUAAGGCACGGGCGUUUCGCAAGUAUACAUCUAAUCAUCUGACGUAUAAAGUUGCAGACUAUCUCAUAUAGAGCUUCUUUGUAAAGGCUUUCAUGAAUAAGUUACUGAAAAUCUAAACGUUAUGCACUGUUCUGGCAAAGUUCUUACUCUGUUCAACUUACAACUUUUGUAAAACGUAAUAUGAGGCUUCAUAGUUUCUCAGUGUAAAUAUUGCUUUACUCUCGAUUGAUUCUUAAGUCAUAAUUAGUUUUGAACUUUACAACGUGAGUACAAGAGAGUAAAUCACGUUCGUAGUGUUGAGAAAACUAAAAGAACGAGCAUCAAUAACGAAGUAGGAUGCUGAAGGUUUUAGUUCGUGGGAUAUAUUUUGAAAUUAAUUGUGUCUAAUCAACACAAUAGUAUGCUUUAUGCAAGUUGAAUUUCGUCUCCAAUAGGUUGUUGCUAGUUAGUUUAAUGAUCAUUCGGUCACCAGAAAUGAUAACAGGAUUACCGAUCUAUACGUACCUCACGUCUAUAUAAACACUCUCGGUAGUUGUGAUAGUUACACAAUGCUGAACUAGUUUAUUAUUGCUUUCUCUUCAAAUAAUUACUGAUCACUGAGGCAGUAGCUGUUCUUUCAACGUUGAUCUUUGUGAUAAGUUUUCGUAGCUACGAAACUUAUCUGUGUAUGCUGCUACUUCAAUUUAGCUGCCAUCUUAGGUAUAUAUAACUAAGGAAUGAGGACAAUGUUGAUCAAAGUAACCGGUGAUAAUGGAUGCAGCAAUUCAGAAGCAUUUAAUCACCAGGCUAACAAAAGAUCAUAUAACUUGCAAAGUACACAUUUUGUGUACUCAACUUUGAGUCAUCAUUUUCUAUAAAUGCUUGAAAUAGUAUCCUAACGAGUUGGAGCGUAGUUUGCACCAGCGACUUACCGGUUGAAACUGAAAAAAGAUUUGUGAAUCACUUUGUAACUGAUUUACUUUAUAAACUUGGUAGUUCCAUGAUAAAUCGGAGCUGCAGCUCUAUGGUGUGAGCUAUCGACUGGCUUACAACUCGCUUCGUUUCAGUAGGAGUAGGAAGUUGGUAUUUCAAGCCGUACUGUUCAGAUUACGCCUUGAAAUUAACUGCGUAAUCAUGUACCUGGUGACUAAGUAAGAUCGGGAAGUUAUCAUAUGAAUUAGAAACGCAGCAUAUUGUUACUGCAAUAUUCAAGACUCCUAUAUGAUAAUCAAAUGUACAUAGUAAAGAAUUUUAAUGGUUAUGGGGAUUUCAGAAUACCAUAUUGGUUCUAU
Messenger RNA from Schistosoma haematobium, 3756 nucleotides. It is a transcript of the gene PLK1, whose product is annotated as Serine/threonine-protein kinase plk1. NCBI's taxonomy places the organism in Eukaryota, Metazoa, Platyhelminthes, Trematoda, Strigeidida, Schistosomatidae. The transcript is spliced from 7 exons. Bases 181 to 2037 code for a protein of 618 amino acids. Gene Ontology annotation, molecular function: protein serine/threonine kinase activity; ATP binding; protein binding. The record is from RefSeq and is a predicted model, not a curated record. Gene Ontology annotation, cellular component: nucleus; cytoplasm; spindle pole. Gene Ontology annotation, biological process: regulation of cytokinesis; mitotic cell cycle; protein phosphorylation.